Molecule: messenger RNA, 504 nt
Organism: Protopterus annectens (West African lungfish)
Lineage: Eukaryota; Metazoa; Chordata; Ceratodontiformes; Protopteridae
Product: hydroxysteroid 11-beta-dehydrogenase 1-like protein
Exons: 4
Coding region: 61-504 (147 amino acids)
Cellular component (GO): intracellular membrane-bounded organelle
Molecular function (GO): oxidoreductase activity
Source: RefSeq, a predicted model, not a curated record
UACAUUAAUGCAAGGGUGUGCUUCAUAGAAAUUGUGUACUCUUCUUUAGAUUUUAAAAACAUGUCUGCUAUAAAAUGUAGUUUACUUCUCUCUUUUGUAACAGCAGCAUUAUUAGCUUAUUGGCUGCAAGACACAUUCCGGACAGAAUCACUCUCUGGAGCGCGAGUUUUACUUACGGGGGCCAGUACUGGGAUCGGAGAAGAAAUGGCUUAUCACUACUGUCGCUUUGGUGCUGAAGUUAUUCUAACAGCUCGGACAGAAGAUCUUCUAGAUAAGGUAACAGAAAAGUGUAGGCAGCUGGGAGCAAAGAAAGUGCAUUACAUUCCAGCGGAUAUGUCCAAACCAGAGGAUCCUGUGAAAGUAGUUGAGUUUGCUCUUGAAAAGCUUGGUGGACUCGAUUAUCUUGUAUUGAACCAUAUAGGAGGAAGUCCUUACAAGAUGUGGAAUGGAGAUGUUGAACAUAUGAAGUGGCUUAUGCAGGUAUCAUUCUGUUUAAUCUUUUAA